Molecule: messenger RNA, 2686 nt
Organism: Girardinichthys multiradiatus
Lineage: Eukaryota; Metazoa; Chordata; Actinopteri; Cyprinodontiformes; Goodeidae
Product: endophilin-B2-like
Exons: 13
Coding region: 126-1298 (390 amino acids)
Biological process (GO): membrane organization
Cellular component (GO): cytoplasm; membrane
Molecular function (GO): protein binding
Source: RefSeq, a predicted model, not a curated record
UAAUGAGGCUACGUCCAAGAUGGUCACGUGAUUCCUUUGGCUAGUACCAUAUUUUUUGUUGCUAAUGCUGUUAGAAGCUGCGUCGAAAGGAACAUCAGGAGCUUCCAGCGUUGUUUACUACCGCCAUGGAUUUUAACGUAAAGAAGUUGGCCAGCGGUGCGGGGCUGUUUUUCACCCGAGCGGUCCAGUACACAGAGGAGAAGCUGGGCCAGGCGGAAAGGACUGAGCUGGAUGCUCACUUUGAGAACCUAAUGGGCCGCGCUGACUGCACCAAACACUGGACGGAGAAGAUCUACAGACAGACGGAGUCCCUGCUGCAGCCCAACCCAAUUGAUCAUACUGGUGCCAGAAUUGAAGAGUUUCUCUAUGAAAAACUGGACAUGAAGGCCCCCUCCAGAGUUACCAAUGCAGAGCUGCUGGGUCAGUAUAUGGAAGAUGCAGCAAAGGAAUUUGGGCUCGUAACACCAUAUGGGAGCACUUUGGUGAAGGUUGGAGACUGUGAGAGAAGAUUAGGAGCAGUGGAGAGAGAGUUCAUACAGACCUCGGCCGUCAGCUUUCUCACUCCCCUCAGGAACUUUCUGGAAGGAGACUGGCGAACCAUUUCAAGAGAGCGCCGCCUGCUGGAGAAUCUUCGCCUAGACCUGGACGCCUGUAAAACACGUGUGAAGAAGGCAAAGGCGACCGAGGCCAAGGCAGCGUGCGAGGGUGCAGCAGCCCCGGAUUUCCAGGAAACCAGACCUCGCAACUAUGUGCUUUCUGCCAGUGCGUCUGCGCUCUGGACUGAGGAAGUGGAAAAAGCUGAACAGGAUCUCAGACUGGCACAGACAGAGUUUGAUCGACAAGCAGAAGUUACCCGGCUGCUUUUGGAAGGCAUCAGUAGUACGCAUGUGAACCACCUGCGGUGUCUGCAUGAGUUUGUGGAGGCCCAGGCUGCUUAUUAUAAGCAGGGUCAUCUUCAUAUGCUGGAGCUACAGAAAGAACUGGGAAGGCUUCCCAACGCCUUUGCGCUGAACUCCACUCACUCCGUGGCUACUCCAGGCAGUGAGUCAGAAGCCAUUGGUAGCCCUGUGGAGACGGAGACACUAAAGAUAGAAGAAGUUCAGGCACCAGCUACAGGAACCCGCAAGGCCAAAGUGCUUUACGAUUAUGAUGCUGCUGACUCGAGUGAACUCUCCCUGCUGGCUGAUGAGCUGAUUACAGUUUACACAGUGCCAGGAAUGGACUCCGACUGGCUGAUUGGAGAAAAAGGAAACCAGAAAGGAAAAGUGCCCGUCACAUACCUGGAACUUCUCAGUUAGAGUGCACACCUGAGUGUGAGCAGGCACAACUGAAGCUUUUACUUCAAAGGAAAUCACACUUGCACUAACAAGUAGGCUUCAGUAACACUCCUCUUAGCAAAAGCUGCACACACUCCUCAGAACAAUGGCAUAAGGUCAUACACUGUUGCAAUGAAAGCAAGAAAUUCCCUGGCUGGGAUCUGUAACAUUCCUUUCAGAGGAGCUUUGGUGAUUCAUUACUGUCGUCAUAAUGAUGUUGUCAUUAAUAUUUUUUCUCUUUUUUUAUGUGCAUCUCAAAGGUUUAUUCAGAGGAUUUCUGAUGCUAACUUAUUUUUUUCCCCGACUUUUCUUUGUUCUGCCUUUGUUUUUCUAAACAUAUUUCUACUUUUUUAAUACUUUUAUUCUGCAUUAGUAGGUUGGUCUUAAAAGCUUUCAUCUCAUCUCUUUACAUGAGGCAAUGUUUGAUGUGAGGCAUGCAGUUUUAUGUCCUCAGUUUGUUUGGGUUAAAGCGACUUAACAUUUAAAUAAGUGAAACGCGUGUGUGCUUGAAUCAUGCCUUGUUGACGUCUUGAUUUCCUAAACCACCAUACAUCACAAGGCUUGAUAUGGCUCCAUUGUUUCAAAGGAGAAACGUGUGUUUUCCAUAAAACACUACGAUGAGAACACAAUUUACUUUCAUACUCAGACCCUAACUUCCACUGAAGAAUACCUCCUUUUGGACUCCUUUUGACUGUUCAGAGGAAGAUUUGCCUUAUUGUUGAUGAAAAUGAAUGUUUUUAGCAAUACUGCUCGCUUCAUUCCUUUCCACUACACUGCAGAUUCCUGCGUGAAGAAGAGUCUGCACCACUGUUCAGCCAAUAAAAAACUGCCUUACAGUAGUAGAAGGAUGCUUCUCACAGAAUGUGACUUCAAGCCACAGCCUGCAUGCAAGAGUGUAUCUUCCCUUCAUGAUACCAGGGUCUGUUCAGGUAGUUUGUCCUUUAAGUGGUUUAUUUUAAUACCUUCAGCCAAGUUUGUUUACUCAAACAAAGUGUCCUCAGUCUUAGUGCUGCAUGUGCUCCAAACCGCUGUAGUUGCCUGUCCUGCUGGAAGUGUGUGAGUGUGAAUAAAGGAUGUGAGAUCAGACCUUCUUUGCACCAAACCUCACAUCCAGCCUGUGUAUGCAUGAACCUUUUUACCUCCUAACCACUGGUAUUAUGAGUUUUUGUGAAAUGAGCAUAAGGCUGUUUUAGCUCCAACACACGAGACCCAGAAGAUGCAGAGGAAUGUAAGGGCCUUGUCCUUGCCUGGUUUCUUUUUAAACAAAUGUUCUACUGAUUUACCUUUUUAUUUUGUCAAUAUGUUUGCUUGUUCUGCCUUGUGUUAUUUAAACGAGUAAAUAAUUGAAUAAAUGCAUAAUUUAUUUGAAA